UCCAAACCUCCACUCUGCUUUCCCUUCUCAAGUCCACCAUCCUCCUGCAACGUGUUGCUAGAGAUCAGAGCUUUGUUCUAAAACUUUGGAAACUUUGCAAUGGCAACUCAAGAAUAAACCCAGGGAAAGUCACUAAACAAUGUGACUUUGGAUGCAUCUCAUGCAUACACCGGUCCAGUUCAGAUGAGAGUAACUUCAAGAAGUUUACAUGCAGGAAUAAUACUGUGUUUGCAUGGAUGAGGAGUGCAGGAAUGAAGGUGAUGUGGCGCUGAUGCUGUGAUUAAACAGCUGAAACACAUUAGACGUCUAUCAGUGGUGUUUAUAAUGGCUUUAAGAGUGUGGUUGAAGUUCAGACUAAAAUGUCAGUUUGUGGUGGUCUUCAUGUUUCUCUUCAGUCUAUCGGUGGUGAUGAUAUACACCCUUCCUUCCUUCCCAUCUGAGCAGAGCAGGCUGAACGUAAGGGGCCCCCGCAAAAACAAACCCAGCAGGCUGGUUGAGAAGUUGUCUCUAAAACAUUAUCUUCCAAUGUCUUCAUAUGAACACAGCAAAACCUUGAAAAAUCCUGAAAUGAAAGAUUCUGCUAAACAUCUUCUGAUGGUUAACCAUCACCAACUAUCAUUUUCCUCUGGAAAAACAGCAUCCACUGAAAAGCCUGCAAAAAGUAAAGCAAACAAAAAGGAACAAUAUCUGCAGAACAUAAACAAGCAUCCAGUCACAGCAUUUGCAGCUGGUGCCAAAAGAGGGCGAGCCGUUAAACUAGGAAAUAGCAUCAACUCCAACCCAACCAUCCAUCUUCUUCGCUCCAGACAUGACCUAGCAUUCCCUCAGUCUGCCAGCAUCCAAAGCCUCCACCCAAACAACAAGACAUGCAGGCACAAAUGUACUCCAGAUGAAGCCAAAGCAAAGAGGCUUGUGGGGCAGUUCUCUGAUGCACAGCAGGUGGUAAAACUGAAACAGGCCCCUGGAGAAGCAGGAACACAUGAAAGACAAGCAGGGCCCUCUGAGAGGAAGAGGCCCAAAUUUGGAGCAGAAACGAAAGACAGAAUUCCAGAAGAGACUGGUAUCAAGGUUUCAGCCAAUGACUGGUGUAUGACAGUAUCUGAUGAGACUUUCAAUGAUAACUGGAACCAAACCAAAGCAGAGUCUCUACCCUGGCUCAGUGAGGAUGAUAUAAAAAAGAUGGCCCUUCUCUCCAGAGGCACUGUGUUGAGUAAAUCCAGGCUUCCGGGCCAUGGACAAGUGCUUCAGAUUGAAUUUAGUGAGAAAAAAGACAUCUUUGCUCCUGCAGAGGACAAUCAUAUCACACGCUGUGAGACAGGAAGCUGUGCUCUCAUAAAACGUCCCAAUGACUGGUUUGAGGUAUUUGCCUUUCACCUGGACAGGGUUCUGGGUCUGGACAGGAGCUUGCCCGCAGUUUUGAGAACAUUCCACAGUGAGAUUCUACCCUACAAGUACAUCAAUGGAUCUCCCAGACCAGUGAUAUGGUGGGAUCCCAGCAUCCAACAUCUGUCUGAUGCUGACAAUGACCAAAACUCUUUCUCACUCACUUGGCCACAAUAUCAGAUUCUACUUCAGAGCAGGUGUGGUACUCGGGUGCCACUGAACUUUACAACCUGUGUGGGAGUUCAUCAUUCAGAGUGGGGGCGGCUCGCCUUGUUUGACUUCCUGCUGCAGGUGAAUGACAGACUAGACCGGUCUUGCUGUGGUUUCAGACCAGACUCAUCAGAACUCUGUGUAGAAAACCUGCUGCAUGUCAAAUGUGGAAACCCAAAGGACAUAAAUCUGGUGCACAUCCUGGUGCGGAAGACAGAACCAUCCAAAUUGGUUUUUAUUGACAAUGCAGGAAGACCUCAUCAACCACAAGACAACCUCAACUUCAGACUGGUUGAAGGGAUUGAUGAGUUUCCAGAGCGGGCCGUUUCAGUGCUGCAAUCAGGAUGUCUGGAGAAGAUGCUCCUUCGCUCCCUGUCUGUAGAUCGGGAAUUCUGGGUGAGCAGAAGAGAGGCGUCCGGACUCAAAUCUAUCAUUCGGCACAUAGAACAAAGAGCCAAGGCCCUCCUCAAGCACAUACAAGAAAAUAAACUGCACCUUAACAGAGAUCUAUGACUCUCCAAUGAAGAGAUUCCCUUACAUAAAAAAAAAAAAAAAAAAACUGAAUUCUCAGAAUUCUCUUGCUUUGAUUUUAAUUGUCCAGACUCAUUUAUGUCAGUGUCUGAAAGUCUGUUUUGUUGUGCUAGUUAGAAAGUCAUGCACAAUAUGCAAGACAGCUAAAAUGAGAGGAGGCAGUGCAUUUGCAUGGAUUUUUGAGUCGAUUUCUCUAAUCAGGGUUGACAAUCCUUGAACUGUGAUUAAGUGAUGCUCACAGUGUCUGAGAGAAGACAUUCCAGAUGGUCAUUUGCAAAGCAGGACUCAUGCAGAGGCCCAUCACUGUGAAGAGACUUGCAUGUCCUUACCAGACGUGAUACAAUAAGAUUUCAGCAACAAGAAAUUUGUCUUUCUAUGCUGAAUGUUAAUAUGCUGUCGACGGCCUACAGCGGUCGACAGCCAAUUAGAAGAUAUUUAAUAUUUAAUGUACAGUUACGAGGAGUGGGAUCUUGGUCUAGUGAUAUUUCAUAGUGGGUGAAUUGUCACACAAUUAGACACUAAAUAAUCAACAAAAUCUGUCACUUACUUGUUUUGUUGGACAAAACCAGCAUUUACAUGGAAGAAAUUAAGCUUUGUCAAGUCUUUCUGUGGUGCAUUCAGGAAUAAUAACUGCAGCUGUGAAUUAGAUAUGAAGCUAAGUUAAUGAAGCUUCUAAACUAUUUUUCUUGUACAGUGUCCUUGAAAUGACAAAACAAGAGAAUUGUGGUGUACAAGCUAAAUCUUUAAUGAAGGCUGCUAUACUAGAAUAGAUGCUGAGGCCUAUGAAACUGUGGUGUGGAGUGAAACUGAGCUCUCUCCAUGUAACUCCUUCUGGGCUGCUACAGGGCACUCGGUGCCCAAAGGCACAGUUAUGCAUAAAAAUUGCUGAGUCUGUAUUUGUGGUGUCAUUUGUAGAGUUGUCAUACAUGAUUCUAGACUUUCAACUGUAUCCUAUAGGCCACAUACUGCACACACACUGCAGUUAAAUAUAGUUGUCACUCUCUUCUUCUGAGAAACAAUAAUUUAGAAUUGUGGUUCUAAACCUUUUUGGCUCCAACGCCUCUAUUGUCAGUAACAAUGUUCAAAGGCCCCAUGAAUUCUGCAGUUUGUGAUUUACAGGACAAGAAUAAAGAUUUCUUUCUUUCUUUUAAAUAUGUUUUGAUACCUGGUUUCUACCCAAUUUUUAUCAAAUCAUCUACCUGAUUUAUUUAAUUUUUACCCAAUAUUUUUCUCUUAAUUUCAGAGCUCUGCAUAACUAGAAUAUAUUCAUGUAAAAUGCCCAUGCAUGCAAUAUUCAUUUUAAUAAUUGACAUGACUUUUCCAGUAAAUCAGGCUACCUUAUAUAUCCAGGUUUAUCUAGAUAGUGGGAAUUUUUUUUUUUUUUCAGAAAAAAAUAAAUAAAUAAUAAAAUAAAUUUCCUAG
Cyprinus carpio (common carp) is the source of this 3546-nucleotide messenger RNA. RefSeq names its product Golgi-associated kinase 1A. Gene Ontology annotation, cellular component: Golgi apparatus. The record is from RefSeq and is a predicted model, not a curated record. NCBI's taxonomy places the organism in Eukaryota, Metazoa, Chordata, Actinopteri, Cypriniformes, Cyprinidae.